Messenger RNA from Schistocerca piceifrons (Central American locust), 1563 nucleotides. Its product is annotated as luciferin 4-monooxygenase-like. The record is from RefSeq and is a predicted model, not a curated record. NCBI's taxonomy places the organism in Eukaryota, Metazoa, Arthropoda, Insecta, Orthoptera, Acrididae. The transcript has 9 exons. Gene Ontology annotation, molecular function: long-chain fatty acid-CoA ligase activity. Gene Ontology annotation, biological process: long-chain fatty acid metabolic process; fatty-acyl-CoA biosynthetic process. Bases 1 to 1563 code for a protein of 520 amino acids.
AUGGACCUGCCGCUGCCAGAUGUCUCUCUGGGAAAAUACGUUUUCAGCAACAUGUUGAAACUUGGGGACAAGACCGCACAGGUGUACCCCGGAGAGCAGGAUCUGCGGCUGUCGUACAGGGAGUUGUCGAGGCGCGCGGCCUGUGUGGCCGAGGAGCUGCGCAUGCGCGGCGUGGGCCCCGGGGACGUGGUGGCGCUCGGCUGCCGCGUCGUGCCGCAGUUCGCGCCGCUCCUCAUAGGCACCCUCCUCAGGAACGCCGUGCCGGCGCCCUUCAACCCAGACCUCGACAGGGACGAGUUGACGUUGGUAGUGCAGCAGAUGAUGAGACCGAAGCUGGUGGUGAGCCAGGAGCCGGCGCUGUCGGCAGUGAGAGAGGCGGCUGGGUGCGCCGCGCUGCCGCUGUCCCAGGUGGACGGCUGGCUGCAGCGAGACGCAGACCCGGAGCGGGCGCUGCAGGCGCUGUCCCCGCCAGACGCGGCCGGCUGGAUCGACUCGUGCGCCGCCAUCCUCUGCUCCUCCGGCACCACGGGGCCGCCCAAGGGCGUCAUGCUCUCACACCGGGGGCUGCUCACAGUCUGUGCUCUGGUCAGCCUGGGAGAGAAAAGCGCCCCAGCCCCGAGCGGCCAGCGGCCAGAGGCGGUCGUGUCCACGACGCCGGUGUCCUGGGUCUCGGGCCUGAUAGCGCACCUGCUCUGCCUCAGCGCGGGACUGCGCACGUGCUUCCUGCCGCACUUCGACGAGGGCAUGGUCGCCCGCGUGUGUGGCCAGUACCACGUGAAAGAUUUGUACAUACCUCCAAACAUAGCUGUAACGGUAGCAAAGACAACUGACAGUCCCGUCAGAGAGAUACUGCCACGGCUCACUAUGCUGAUGGUCGCCGGCGCUGCCAUGGAUGCCGGCACGCAGCGGUUCGUCGAGAAAGAGCUGGGCGUUCCGGUCAAGCAGUGGUACGGCUCGACGGAGUCCAUACUUGUCCUGGGAUCAGCGCCUGAGACCUUCCCUCCAGCCGGCUCUUCCGGGAAGCUGCUUUUCAACGUGGAGGCCAAAGUGGUGGACCUGGAGACGCAGGAGCCGGUGGGUCCCGACCAGGAGGGCGAGCUGUGGGUGAAGUCCCCCGCGGCGGCGCUGGGCUACUGGAACAACCCGGAGGCGACUGCCGCUGCCUGGGACAAAGAAGGCUGGUUCCACACGGGGGACGUCGUGCGCUACGACCGCGACGGCUACUUCUACGUCGUGGACCGCGUCAAGCAGCUCGUCAAGUUCAGGGGACACCACGUGCUGUCGCCGCAGCUGGAGUCGCUGCUGAUGUCACACCCCAGCGUGCAACUGGCCGCCGUGGUGGGGAAGCCGCACCCCACCGACCAGGAGCACCCCACCGCCUUCGUCGUGCUGCGGCCCGGAGCGUCCGCCACCGCUGAGGAGCUACAGGCGCUCGUAGACGGAAAGGUGGCCGAUCACAAGAAGCUGCGAGGCGGCGUGAGGAUCGUGGGGGAGCUGCCGCACACGGCCAGCGGCAAAGUCGCCAAGAGGGUCCUCAGGAGGUGGGCGGCGGGCGGCCAGUAG